AAAAAUUAAAAAAAAUCAAAAUCUUUUUGUAUGACUUAAGGAAAGAAUAAGAAAUUAGGAAAGAAGAAGGGAUAAAAGAAAACAAUAGACCCAUUAGCUAGAAAGGAAUGGUUUGAAUUAACAGCACCUGUACCAUUUAGUGCUGGUGGAUUUGGUUAUACAUGUAUAAAUAAAUCUGCAGGAACAGGUAUAUUAUUAUAAAUAAAUAAUAAUAGUUGUUGCAACAGAAGCUAUAAAAGGAAGAGUGGUAGAAGCAUCUUUAGCUGAUCUUUAAGGAUAAUCAGAUUAAAUGGCAUGGAGAAAAGUUAAAUUAAUCAUAGAUGAUGUUGAAGGUACAAGAUGUAGAACAUCAUUCUAUGGUCUUGAUUCAACUAAAGAUAAGAUCUUUGGAAUGAUUAAAAAGCGAUAAACUUUAAUUGAAGUACUUUAUAUUUAUUAUAUUUUAUUUUAGACUUAAGUAGAAGCUAGAUCUUAAGAUGGAUAUAUUCUUAGAAUCUUUGUUAUUGCAUUCACUAAAUCAAUUAAAAAUUAAUAAAGAAAGACAACUUAUGCUUAAAGAAGUUAAAUUAAAGAUAUUAGAAAAAAGAUUGUCGAAAUCGUUCUUAAAGAAGUAUCAAAAAAAACAAUUACCUAAUUACUUAACUUCUUUAAUUAGGAAAGUCUUGCUAAAGAAAUUGGAAAAGCUACUAAAGCUAUAUUCCCAUUAUAAAAUAUUACUUUGAGAAAAGUCAAGUUAGUCAAGAGACCUAAAGUUGAUGGUAUUCAUUAUUUAUUAAUAUAAAUUAGCCUAAAAAUUAAGGGAAUUUUAUGAUGAUUCAUAAAGAUCAAAGACAGCUUAAGUUAGAAGAAAAGGUUAAGCUGAAGAUUAAACUGCUCUUAAUCUUAUUAAAUAAGGAUAAGUUGAUAAAGAAUAAUAAGAAUAAGUAUAACAAGAAUCAUAAUGAUAUAUUAUUACAGUAUAAAGAAUAGUACAU
Messenger RNA from Paramecium sonneborni, 974 nucleotides. The record is from the annotation of a GenBank genome assembly. NCBI's taxonomy places the organism in Eukaryota, Ciliophora, Oligohymenophorea, Peniculida, Parameciidae.